AUGGCGGCGGCGAAUAAACAAAUCCCUCUUUCCGAUGACCUAAACUACAAACAAUGGGCUCCGAUCGCGAAGAAGAAGCUAGUGGAGAACGGAGUAUGGGACGUCGUAACGAACGGAGUCCCCUUCGAUCCAACGAAGCUCCCAGAGCUAGCCGCGAGGAUCACUCCCAAGGAACUCGCCGAGUGGAGAGACCGCGCGAUCAACGACAUGAAAGCGCUCAAGAUCCUCCAAUCCUCUCUCCCAGCUUCCACUUACUACAACACCUUCUCCGUCGCCUCCGCCAAGGAUCUCUGGGAUCUCCUCAAAUCAGGUAACGAAGCACCGAAUCGCCCUAGGCUAACGAAGGAGUUCGAAGAUCUCGCAAUGUACGACGGAGAAUCGAUGGAUAGUUACUUGGAAAGAGUUUUGGAUAUCGUCGAACGGUUCCGCCGUUACGGGAAUCCCAAGUCCGACGACGAAGUCAUCACCAAGCUGCUGACCUCUCUGUCAUGGUUGUUCGAUGAUUCCACGACGAUGUUGGAGGAGAUCAUGAGUCUUCCCGAUAUGACUCUCAACGAUCUGAUAACGCUUCUUGAGUUGUUUGGAGAUCAUCCAGGCGAAUACAUGACUCAAGAGCUGAAGAAGCAUCACAAGAGUCUUGCGAAGGCCAAGUCUGAGCAGAUGUGGUGUGGCUUGUGCAAGAAGUACGAUCACAAUCAAGAAGACUGUUACCGCAGCGACACGAGCGGACAGUGCCAUGUUUGUGGAGCAAGAGGAGGGGAUUGUGCGAGAGGUUGUACAGUUAAGAAGAACGGGAAGCCUGAGCAUUUGAUGUUGGCUGUGACUACGGGUGAUUUUGCAUAUGAUGAUGGGAUGUGGAUGGUGUACUCGACUGCUUCGGACCACAUGACUCCGUAUCUGAAGGUUUUCGCUACGCUUGAUAGAACGUACAAAGCUCGUGUUGGGAUGGCUAAUGGGAGUGUUGUUAUGGCGGAAGGGAAAGGAGAUGUGAAGAUUACGAUGAAGGGAGUGAGGAAGGUGAUCAAGAACGUGCUUUUCGUUCCGGGGAUCAACAGAAACGUGUUGAGUAUUAGUAAGCUGACGUCAGGGGGAGGUUCGGUGGAGAUUGGUGGAGGGGAGUGCACUAUUAAAGAUGAGACUGGGAAAGUGUUUGCUAAGAGUAGGUUUGAUGAGAGAGGCAUUGCUCUGCGUUUGAAGGUGAUUAGGUAA
Messenger RNA from Brassica rapa (field mustard), 1209 nucleotides. RefSeq lists its product as uncharacterized. NCBI's taxonomy places the organism in Eukaryota, Viridiplantae, Streptophyta, Magnoliopsida, Brassicales, Brassicaceae. The record is from RefSeq and is a predicted model, not a curated record.